AUGAUGCGAUCCCCACAACCUUCGCAUCAUUCAACCAUGACUAUUCCGCAUUCACCUCUUUCACCUCUUACACCGGGUUCGCCUGUCUUUCCUGAUGGUUUAAUUCCUCCAGCAUGGGUUCGCAAACAUCGCGAAAUGUUACCAAGUGUCGUUGUUGGAUUUUAUGAUUUGUGGCAUCGAUCUAUGGGUGGGUCAUUAAAAGAAAAAGAUGAAUCUUUAACAUCUUCAGAACUAUUGGGGUCGAUAGAACCCAUCGAAAAAGAGAAAGAUGGAAAUUUGGCCUUGGAGAUCAAUGAAAAGAGCUUGCAAAAAGGGCUCUACGAACAUAGUUUGAAUUAUUAUCGUGAGCACGGUAAACGUGUUAAAAGAAAACGAACUAGAUUACCUUCUCCUGCUACUGCUGGUUACAUUCGUCCGUCCUCUGAUUAUCAUUCAUCAGCACCUGCUCCUUUAAGUAUUCAAGGAUGGAUGUUUCGUUACGAUUACAAAAUGGCCACCUUUGCCGAAUUUCGGCAAGAAAUAGAUGCAUCCAUACAUUAUUAUGAGUCAGCUUACACCCUUCUUGUAGACUUUUUUGCACCACAGUCAGCAAUCACGCCCGGAGCUCCUGGUUUACCAGUACGUAGUAAACGAUGGGUUGAAGCCAGGAUUUUGGCUGAUUGCAUAAAUUUAAAGUUAAACAAACACAUUGCAACUUUUAAGCGAUUGUGCAAUACUUUGGAAAUUGGUGACGAUACGUUUGAAUAUUGGUCGUGGUUAUCAAAGCAGUAUCGAGUUUUUGGUGAUGUGUUGGAAAUAGCUACCAGAUCUGGCUUUAUAAUACCCGAUCCAACUACAAUAUUUCAUACUACGUCAUCAGCAGACUAUCGAUUUGGUGGUGCAUCAAAUAGUCCUAUGGCAGGUGCUGGUGUUAAUCCGACAAUGGUUCUUCAGCACCCCGGGUUUUAUUAUCAUUUGGCUGCGCAAUGUAAUUCUGUGAGGAGAAAAAAAUUCUUGGCUGUUGAAAAGAUUAUACAAGCAAGCGGUGAUGCUUUGAAGUUUCCAUCAUCCGUCAUUGAAGCAGAAAGAAAUAUUGAUCAUUCAACACUGACAAUAGAAUUACUUACAAAGAGUUACGAACAAUUCAAAAAACAGAAGGCAGGACGUAUGACACUCUACUUGGCUUCUGAAAUUGCUGGAACCUAUUUUGAAGCAGGAAAAUACGAUAUGGCAUUAAAGUUAGUACCCUCAACAUUUGUUGCAACUCCUACGCCAUUCCAAAUUACUUUCAUAACACCAUUAGACACACCACCAUUACCUUUACAGUUUACAUAUUUACGAUUAACGUUUAACGACGCAAAUUUUAACCAUUACUUUACCCAUAACUCUAACGAUGAAUCCAAUGAUACAAAAUUACAAUGGGUAAAUUGUAAGGAAUGUCUACGAGAAGAAGUAAGCGGUGAAGGCUAUGUAUGGGUCAAGAAUGUCGAUUUGACUUUUCGUAAAGGUUCAACAAAGAUUUUUGAAGGCCUUCUUGUUCCAAAAGAGAGUGGUGAUCUCCAACUCCGAUUUGAUAUAAAUGCGUCACGAGAAGAAUCCAUGAAGCGCAAAUGGUUGCAAUUUGGAGAAAAUUCUGAUGGUGAACAAGCCAAGCUCGAUAUAAAGGUUAAUCACUCGGCACCUGCUUUAUUGGAUGAACACUAUCCAAUACAGCUCACCAUAUUAAAUUUAGAACCGGAAGAUAUCAAAGCAAUAUUGAAGGCUGAACUCAUUUCAGAUUCUCAAGAAUCCGAAGAUGUUGUUUUUGAUUCUAACCUGAAUGUGACAAACCAUUUGAAAGAUAUUGAUCUUGGUGUGAUUUCUUCAAACGAAUCUUGUGUCAAAACUAUAUACAUUAUUGGAAAAAAAUUCACAAAUAUGCGGACUCUUCGACUUACCGUAUUGUACUCAACUUCGUCUUUAAUACCUUUAACGCCAACACCAAUCCAAAAUUGGAUUGAAAAGAGUGAAGAAUUCCGAAUACCAUUUAUAGCACCUUUUUCUGUCGUUUUUAACAUUUCUCCUCAAGGGGAAGAAUUUGGUAGCAUACGAGAAACUUCUUCGUUAGAUCGAAUUGAACGGCACUUUUUGGUUGCCAAAAUCACCAGCGUUGGACCAUGGGAUAUUUGUGUGUCUGGAAUAGAUUUAAUUUUGCUAGAUCAAGCAAACGCUCAAACAAAGAUUGAGAUUAUUUCAUCUUCAGUUGAAUUAGAUAGUGAAUCUUUAGAGCAAGUUCACGUAACAGUUGAAGUCAACGAUGCUUUCGUAUUUUCGGGAUACAAACAAACAUAUUUUAUUGUAUCACCGUUAUCCCCAUAUUAUUUCAAAGCUAAUUGCUUUCCCUUAGCACCUGGAAAAGUUAAAUUACCAAGAGUAAAAAUGUUAAAAUCUGGAGAUAAUGACGCGGCAGAGCAAGAAAUUUCUAUUACUGCACCUGGAUUUAAGGAACCUGUCGAAGAUGAAUGGUAUAUGGUGUUUAUUAAACCUAAAAAAGAAAUAAAUAAGUAA
Molecule: messenger RNA, 2526 nt
Organism: Racocetra fulgida
Lineage: Eukaryota; Fungi; Glomeromycota; Glomeromycetes; Diversisporales; Gigasporaceae
Source: the annotation of a GenBank genome assembly